CUUCAGUCGUCCACCAUGUCAAAGCAUCAUCCGGAUUUGAUUAUGUGCAGGCGCCAGCCAGGCAUAGCCAUUGGUCGCCUAUGCGAGAAGUGCGACGGGAAGUGCCCGGUGUGUGAUUCAUACGUACGCCCAGAGACACUAGUCCGUAUAUGUGACGAGUGCAACUUCGGUACUUACGGAGGGCGAUGUAUCAUUUGCGGCUCACCAGGAAUCUCGGACGCGUACUAUUGCGCCGAGUGUACCAGGUUAGAGAAGGACCGCGACGGUUGCCCGAAGAUCGUCAACCUCGGCGCGAGCAGGACGGAUCUUUUCUAUGAACGUCGUCGUCUCGGCUUCAAGAAAGGAUAGUUGUGUAUCCCUAGUCCAUCGUGUCCGCCUGUAUCAUAGUGUAUCAUAAAUCGCAUGCUUCAUGCGCUUGCAUUCAAGAUUCCACUCCACGUUGUGCUAGGUCUGCCGGACUGCAAUGAUGCACUGUUGCUAUUGUAUACGACCUGUAUGCAUACCCUUUGUCUGCUGUU
Molecule: messenger RNA, 518 nt
Organism: Rhodofomes roseus
Lineage: Eukaryota; Fungi; Basidiomycota; Agaricomycetes; Polyporales; Fomitopsidaceae
Product: PHF5-like protein
Exons: 6
Coding region: 16-348 (110 amino acids)
Biological process (GO): mRNA splicing, via spliceosome
Cellular component (GO): U12-type spliceosomal complex; precatalytic spliceosome; catalytic step 2 spliceosome
Source: RefSeq, a predicted model, not a curated record